AAAGGGGAAAUAAGGAGGCAGUCGCCACUUGCCUGGGAGUGAAGAAGAUACCAAUAUUGAGAAAAUUCUCAGAUUAUGUAUUCACCCCAGCGAUCGUUUACAUGUGGACGAGCGGCAUCCUCGUCGGACACUGAGAGAUCAAUCCCAGAGCCAAGGGGACUGGAAGCUUCUUUGCUGCAAUUAGUUCAAGAACAUAGUCACACCUCUCUCCUACUUCGCCAGCAGACCGAGAAAGCUAAGAAAGAGGCCAUAAGAAAAACUCUGCGUGUUUCGGAUCUCUUGGUGGAAACCGUCAAUGGCGGGGUACAAGAGUGCUAUGUCAUCGAGAAGCGCAUUGAGCAAGAGAUUCGAGCAUUGUCUGCAACUAUUUCCCGGUUCAUGAAGCAGACGGAUCAAUGGCUUGUGACAACUCAUGCUCUGAACACCGCUGUUAAGGAAAUUGGCGACUUCGAAAACUGGAUGAAGAUCAUGGAGUAUGAUUGUAAAAGUAUCACUGCUGCAAUCCAUAACAUUCAUCAAGAGUGAUCAUGUGUGCGGUGAGUUGUCAAUUUGUCAUGCAAAUGACCGUGACAUGUUCUCCUUACCCUUUCAAUUAUGUAUUAAUCUAUUGGAUUGCAUUUGAUUUUGUGUUCCAUUGGAUUAACCAUUUUAAAGCUGCAGUUGAUUGGUACCAUAAUUCUGAAUGCGACUAACCAUUUGACAAGCAUAAAUUACACGAGUCUUCUGCAGCACUAGAGAACAAAAUAUUUUUUCCUUGAAUUAUUUAUUUUUGAUGUACUUGAGCACCCCCGGUUUUGUGUAUUUAAAUAAUGGCAAGAUAUUAUAUAAUUUUGACUAGAUGUUUCCGAAUCA
Prosopis cineraria is the source of this 852-nucleotide messenger RNA. Its product is annotated as biogenesis of lysosome-related organelles complex 1 subunit 1. Gene Ontology annotation, cellular component: BLOC-1 complex. Lineage: Eukaryota; Viridiplantae; Streptophyta; Magnoliopsida; Fabales; Fabaceae. Bases 76 to 525 code for a protein of 149 amino acids. Gene Ontology annotation, biological process: endosomal transport. The transcript is spliced from 3 exons. The record is from RefSeq and is a predicted model, not a curated record.